Perkinsus marinus ATCC 50983 is the source of this 309-nucleotide messenger RNA. RefSeq lists its product as hypothetical. Bases 1 to 309 code for a protein of 102 amino acids. The record is from RefSeq and is a predicted model, not a curated record. NCBI's taxonomy places the organism in Eukaryota, Perkinsozoa, Perkinsida, Perkinsidae. The transcript has 2 exons.
AUGGCCACAACUGUCGAGACGCCUAACACUACCCCCGCAGCCCCUGUCGUAGUCCCUAAAAAGGAAGCUACUUGCUCUAGGGGAAGCUGGUCUGUGUUUACAUGGGAGAACCCGAUGCCCUCAGGCAUGUUGUAUACAAUGUUGAACGUUGGUAUUCUGAUAUCAACUACUGAGGACCCCUCUGGCUGGGCCGUCGCCUUCCUCAUGUGGAUUGCGAUUCCUGCUGGACUACUAUUCAAGUUCAACGUGGUUCCUGUUCCUACCUGUUGUCCCUUGAAAGCUGUCGCGGGUCUCGACCCUGAAAAGUAG